UUCACCUCUCAUUUCAGGUUCAUCACUUCAUCUUCAAAACAAUCUUCUUUUCUCACACAACAUCAAUCACAUGGCGGCCGUAAACAGUGGUGGCAGCGAUGAAAUUAUUAGUCAACCGGCGAAACACCAAGAAGUUGGCCACAAGAGUCUCCUACAAAGUGAUGCUCUUUACCAAUAUAUUCUUGAAACCUCCGUCUACCCAAGAGAGCCUGCACCCAUGAAAGAGCUCCGUGAGGUCACUGCUAAACAUCCAUGGAAUCUUAUGACCACUUCUGCCGACGAAGGCCAGUUUUUGAACCUUCUUCUGAAGCUCAUCAACGCCAAGAACACCAUGGAGAUUGGUGUGUACACUGGUUAUUCUCUUUUGUCAACCGCCCUUGCUCUCCCUGAUGAUGGAAAGAUAUUGGCUUUAGAUAUUAAUCGUGAAAAUUAUGAGAUUGGUCUUCCAAUCAUUGAGAAGGCCGGUGUUGCCCACAAGAUUGACUUCAGAGAAGGUCCUGCACUUCCUGUUCUAGACCUAAUGAUCGAAGAUGAAAAAUUCCAUGGAAGUUUUGAUUUUAUAUUUGUGGAUGCUGAUAAAGACAACUAUCUAAACUACCACAAGAGAUUAAUUGACCUUGUCAAGAUUGGUGGCGUAAUUGGCUAUGACAACACCCUUUGGAAUGGAUCAUUGGUGGCGCCACCAGAUGCACCGCUUAGGAAGUAUGUUAGAUACUACAGAGACUUUGUGUUGGAACUUAACAAGGCGUUGGCUGUUGACCCAAGAGUUGAGAUUUGUCAGCUUCCAGUUGGAGAUGGAAUUACAUUAUGUCGUCGUAUCAGCUGAAGCUAAAGACAAGCUGGUCAUAAUUAGGUCACCAAUGAAAGCUAGUGUUUGAUCUUGAUGUCUAUGUUUCAAAUUUGGUAAAUUAUUUCUAUGGAUUUUAUGGGCUUAUAUAUUAACGGUUCAUUCCGUAACUUUUUCUUUUCA
Lactuca sativa (garden lettuce) is the source of this 970-nucleotide messenger RNA. Its product is annotated as caffeoyl-CoA O-methyltransferase. NCBI's taxonomy places the organism in Eukaryota, Viridiplantae, Streptophyta, Magnoliopsida, Asterales, Asteraceae. The record is from RefSeq and is a predicted model, not a curated record. Gene Ontology annotation, molecular function: S-adenosylmethionine-dependent methyltransferase activity; O-methyltransferase activity.